This is a messenger RNA of Pectinophora gossypiella (pink bollworm), 2950 nucleotides long. Its product is annotated as dual specificity protein phosphatase Mpk3-like. The record is from RefSeq and is a predicted model, not a curated record. Gene Ontology annotation, molecular function: protein tyrosine/threonine phosphatase activity; MAP kinase tyrosine/serine/threonine phosphatase activity. Gene Ontology annotation, biological process: protein dephosphorylation; negative regulation of MAPK cascade. Gene Ontology annotation, cellular component: cytoplasm; cytosol. NCBI's taxonomy places the organism in Eukaryota, Metazoa, Arthropoda, Insecta, Lepidoptera, Gelechiidae.
AAUGUAUCAUUCGUUCGCUGCGUUGCUGCUGCGCCUGUCGCUCGCUCGCUCGCCUCAACGCCUGCCUCGUUCGCUGUGGUCGUUAGAACAGUGUUUAUUUAGAUGGCUUACCUUAGAAAAAAGUAGAAGGUACUAAAUUUCUUAGUUUAAAUCAGUAGUGGUAUGAACAAUGGUCGUGUGUGUAAUUUCAUCUGUUCCUAAGUUCGUCGUGCAAUAGUGCAACAGGCUAUUCGGAAGUCUCGGAGGGUUCGUGUAAACAAGAGAACUCAGGCAGGAAUACCAAGAUGCCCACGGACUCGGAGUGCGAGUGCGACCUGGUGUCGAAAGAGUGGCUGCUGUCGAAGCUGCGGUCGGACGAGAGGGAUACGAUCCUGAUAGACUGUCGGGGCUCGAACGACUAUGCCGUGUCGCACAUUCGGUCGGCGGUGAACUUCUCGAUCCCAAGCAUCAUGCUGCGGCGGCUGGCGGCCGGCAAGAUCGAGCUGGCGUCAACGGUGCAGUGCAAGGAGCUGAAGGCGCGCAUCGCACACUGCCGCGCGCAGGGCACGUUCGUGCUAUACGGCGACGACGCGCGUCCAGACCCCGACUCCGUGCACGGCAUCCUCCUCAAAAGACUCAAGCAAGAUGGCGUGCACGUAGUCUGCCUCGAAGGAGACUUCGCGGAGUUCCACCGCUCGUACCCGGAGUGGUGCAGUGAGGCGGGGGCCCAGCACGUGUCUCAUCUGCCUCUCAUGGGACUACGGUCCCUGCGCAUCUCAGGGUCGGGGUGCGAGGACGCGUUGUCAUCAGGCUCGUCGUCGGAGUGCGAGGACGCGGGCCCCCACCAGCAAGACUUCCCCGUGGAGAUCCUGCCCAACCUGUACCUCGGCAACUCCACCAACAGCGAGGACUGCGACGCGCUCGCCCGGCACAACAUCAAGUACGUGUUGAACGUGACCCCGGACCUGCCGAACACGUUCGAGGCGGCGGGCGGCGUCAACUACCUCAAGAUCCCCAUCGCCGACCACUGGAGCCAGAACCUCGCCGUGCACUUCCCGCAGGCCAUACGGUUUAUUGAGGAGGCGAUGUCGGCGCGGUGUGGCGUGUUGGUGCACUGCGUGGCGGGGGUGUCCCGCUCGGUGACGGUGACGCUGGCGUACCUGAUGCAGCGCCACCGCCUGUGCCUGCGCGACGCCUUCGAGCUGGUGCGCUCGCGCAAGACCGACAUCGCGCCCAAUUUCCACUUCAUGCGGCAGCUGCACUCCUUCGAGCGGGACCUGGGCCUCCACGAACACAGCGCCAGCCUGAGUAAGGUGCUGGCGGCGCUGGGCGGUGAGCUGCGCGCGCCGGACUCGGGCGUCAGCAGCGUGGGGUCGGCGGGGGGUGGCGGCGGGGGGGCGGGGCCCGGCGGGCGCGCGGCCGGCGCGGGGCGGCGCGUCGCCCGACUCGGGCAUCGAGUUCGACCGCUGGAGCGCGGCCCGCGACACGCCGCAAUGACAGUUCUUCACCGCGCCCAGCGAGCGCCGCGACUGAGCGCCCCGCGGCCGUCGGGGCCCCGGAGCGUAGGCUUAAGUGAAAAUACAUAUUCGUAAGUCAAUUUUAUAAGUUUGAUAACUAGGAUAUGGAUAUGCAUUCCCGAAUCUAUCUUCCCCGAUGCUAUGCAUUUGUCUAUUUUGAAUACGAUAUAUUUUGGUUGUUCGACUUUCCCCGGCUAGAUUGCGUCGUCUCCUCCGUGAGGAUAUUGUUAAAAUUGAAAAGGAAUAAAAUAUGUAUAUUUUUUCAUAGAAGGCCGCCCGUGCGGCUACCACAGGGCUUCUGACGAUUCUUCCAUUGUUGUUGAUAUAAUUUGUAUUGUAUGGUAGCGACUAGUGGAGUGAGAGGUGUGAAUGUGAUAUACGUAUAAGUAUGUAGUGCUAAUUGAUAAAAUAUAAUUAUUUACAAUUUGUAACGAUACAUUGACCACUGAAACAUUGUUGCUACUUGGAUUUUAUUUGUACGAGUUAUGAUAUUGUAACUAAGAGUAUAUUCUAUCGUAAUAUAGACAAAAUGAAAAUGUUACACUUUAUUUUUCUAUCGACCUUCAGCAAUCUCCGCAAGGAGUGAAGUGAACGCGCCACGCGGUGCUACACUGUCUGCUUGCAUGGUGUGAGACAUUCUCAAAUGAGUAUUUUUGUAUGAAUUAUAUUAUAACAAUAAAUUAGAUAGUUACAUUAUAAUGAACAAUAGACAAACUUUAAUAGAUUAUUACUUUGUAGACAAUGCAAAUAGGAGGGUAAGUUAAAUAUUUCCAUUGGCAUUUAUUGUUAUCUGUCUAAGAGUCAUAUUCAGUUUCACCCACUGUAUUGUAAACAAGUGGCAAGCUUUAACGUUAAGUAUUGAAGUAUGUUAUUAUGAGAACAUAGUAAAUUGUUACGAAGUGUAAAUUUGUUGUAGAAGUAAGGUUUAUAUUGAGAUUCUGCUUCCUGAACAUUGGAUGCCAACUUUAGUAUGGAGCACUGAUAAAAUUAUAAAAGCAUGUGGAGGACGCUAUCGUGUUGCGGCGCCACUCAUUACCGUGCACUCGGUUUAUACGUAGAUAUUGUUCGCACGUACAAGUUUAGGUGGAAGUUCCUCAAUUAAUUUGGUACAUAUUCUAUCUUUAUGUACACAUUAGUUGCACUCUAUUGAAAUUUUUAUAUUUGUAGACGUAAUCUAAUAAUAAUUGUAAUUAUAGUGCACAAAGUGAAUGAUGGCCAGUUGUGAGGGGCCGCGCGUGCGCCGGGUGGGGAGGGGUGACGCCGUGCCCCGGUCACGCUAACAACAUGUGUUUGUACAUAAUUUAAUCGUAACACUUCUGUUUAAAUUGUAACAUAAAUACAUGUUGUACAAUGUACAUGUUUUACAAAUCUUUUUAGUGCUUUCCUAAAAGUACCUAAAGCCACACGGCUCACGUAAUAUUAACCUCAAAACAAAUAUAAACACUGUUAAUUGA